CAACUGUGUGACAAACACUUUCUGCACAAUAUCUGAGUGAAAAAAUACUUUAAAUCAAAGUACUUGUCAUAUAAAACUGCAGUUCUUGAGCUCUGAGAACUUUGACAGAGUGAGCAUCAGUGUGAAUUGGCUCCAAGAUUGCCACGGUCGUUCAGAUGCCUUUAAUCGAGCACGUUUCGGACUCGGAUCUGGAGUAUUUGGCGCUGCAGCGGGUCGUCCCGGCGCUGCUGGACCGCGGCUUCUGUUACGUGGACGGUGUCCUCGGGGAGCUGGCCGGGGACGCGGUGCUGGAGCAGGUGAAGGAGAUGCACCGCUCCGGCGCGCUGCAGGACGGCCGGCUGGCGAGCUGUGUGCCGGGCGUGCACCGCAGGAGCAUCCGCGGGGAUAAGAUCGCGUGGGUGAGCGGGUCCGAGCGCGGCUGCGAGGCCAUCAGCUACCUGCUCAACCUGAUCGAUAAGCUCGUCUCCGUGUGCGCGAGCAGGUUAGGGUGCACCGAGAUCCGGGAGAGGUCCAAGGUAAGAGAGCGGCGCCAAGUUCAGGACUCAGA
Molecule: messenger RNA, 547 nt
Organism: Plectropomus leopardus (leopard coralgrouper)
Lineage: Eukaryota; Metazoa; Chordata; Actinopteri; Perciformes; Serranidae
Source: RefSeq, a predicted model, not a curated record